Herpailurus yagouaroundi (jaguarundi) is the source of this 1073-nucleotide messenger RNA. It is a transcript of the gene RPF2, whose product is annotated as ribosome production factor 2 homolog. The transcript has 10 exons. NCBI's taxonomy places the organism in Eukaryota, Metazoa, Chordata, Mammalia, Carnivora, Felidae. Bases 89 to 1009 code for a protein of 306 amino acids. Gene Ontology annotation, molecular function: rRNA binding. Gene Ontology annotation, cellular component: nucleolus. The record is from RefSeq and is a predicted model, not a curated record. Gene Ontology annotation, biological process: ribosomal large subunit assembly; maturation of LSU-rRNA from tricistronic rRNA transcript (SSU-rRNA, 5.8S rRNA, LSU-rRNA).
GUUCCGGUUCCGCCUGUUCCGGGCCACUGGCGUAUCUCGCGUAACUGCGCUGUGCACGUGUGUUGUCCGGGUUCGUGUUGCGGUAGCCAUGGACGCUUUGGAUCGAGUUGUAAAGCCAAAAACGAAACGAGCCAAGAGAUUCCUUGAGAAGAGAGAACCGAAACUUAGUGAAAAUGUUAAAAAUGCUAUGCUGAUUAAAGGGGGAAAUGCAAAUUUACUGGUGACACAAGUACUUAGAGAUGUGUAUGCAUUGAAAAAACCAUAUGGCAUUCUGUAUAAAAAGAAAAAUAUUACAAGACCAUUUGAGGAUCAGACAUCAUUGGAAUUCUUUUCAAAGAAGUCAGAUUGCUCUUUAUUCAUGUUUGGCUCCCAUAAUAAGAAGCGGCCAAAUAAUCUAGUAAUAGGUCGUAUGUAUGACUUCCACGUGCUCGAUAUGAUCGAAUUAGGUAUUGAGAAGUUUGUCUCUCUAAAAGACAUCAAGAAUAGUAAAUGUCCUGAGGGAACAAAACCCAUGUUAAUAUUUGCUGGUGAUGAUUUUGAUGUAACAGAAGACUACAGAAGGCUAAAAAAUCUUCUUAUUGAUUUCUUCAGAGGCCCCACAGUAUCAAAUAUCCGCCUGGCUGGUUUAGAGUAUGUUCUGCACUUCACUGCACUGAAUGGGAAGAUUUACUUUCGAAGCUACAAGUUGCUGUUGAAGAAGUCUGGUUGUAAAACACCAAGGAUUGAAUUGGAAGAGAUGGGGCCCUCAUUGGAUCUGGUUCUGAGGAGGACACAUCUGGCGUCAGAUGAUCUUUACAGAUUAUCUAUGAAAAUGCCAAAAGCCCUCAAGCCAAAGAAGAAGAAAAAUGUCUCCCAUGACACUUUUGGCACAACUUAUGGAAGGAUUCAUAUGCAGAAGCAAGACCUAAGCAAACUACAAACCAGGAAAAUGAAGGGGUUGAAGAAGCGACCUGCAGAAAGGAUAACAGAAGACCAGGAGAAAAAAUCAAAGAGAAUUAAAAAAAAUUGAUGGAACUAGCCAAUAACUGCAGUGUUAUUGUAGUCUGUUUACCUAAUAGAGUUAUCAAGCAUCA